CUGGGCCAAACAUAUGAUAUAACAAAACAGAAAAUAAACAAUUAGCAAUAAAGUGGUAAUUCCCGUAAAGAUUUGAAUUGGAAAUGGUGAACAAAACGCUUCUACUGGUUGUGGGUCGUUGUGUGUUCGCGCAUCAUUCGUUUCAACCGUGGACCAGAUGCUUCAGCGCUAAACCAUCGGCAAAUGUCUGCGAAAAGAACAAGGUGCCGGCCGUCAAAUCACAACAACCGGACGAAAAGAUAGUAAAAGUGGCGAUUAUUGGUGUACCAAAUGCGGGGAAGAGCACUUUGAUUAAUCAUCUGGUGGAGCACAGGGUUUGUCCAACCUCGAUGAAAGUACACACUACGCGUAGCGCCGCCAAGGCAAUACAAAGCCGUAACAACUCGCAGAUGAUCCUAUUCGAUACCCCCGGGCUGGUUGGAGAACGCGAGAUGAAGAAACAUCAACUUGGUCCAGCGUUCGUUUCCUCCUGUCGACACGCAAUCCAGAACUCCAAUUUGAUCGGUGUCGUUCACGAUGUUUCGAAUGGGUGGACCAGAAAUGCGCUCAACCCGAUCCUGCUUGAAGUACUGAAAAACAACGUCCACAUUCCGAGUUUCCUGAUAUUGAACAAAAUUGAUGCGCUGAAAUCGAAGCGAAUUCUGCUGGAUAUUGUCAAAAAUAUUACAAACAAUCAAGUGAUCAACAUUAAAAACUAUCCCAAGCAAAGGGUAAAAAGCUUGGAGAAACCUGAUGAAAAAGUUAAGAAACCAGAGGCGGAGGGAUGGUCCCACUUCACGGAAAUAUUCAUGGUGUCCGCCCUCACGGGAGAUGGUCUGCGAGAAUUGAUUAAUUUUCUUUAUUCUCACGCCAAAAGUGGACCCUGGGAGUAUACAGCUACGGAAAGCACCGACCAAUCGCCUGAGGAAUUGAUUGUGCAAAGCGUGCGGGCUCGAUUACUUGACUAUCUGCCACAGGAGAUUCCUUAUCUGCUCCAGACCGAAUUGGAAUACUAUGAGAACAUUAAGGGGAAAAUAUUCGCCAGUGCCGUCGUCACAUGUCCAAGUGAACGAGUGGAGCGGCUGCUGUGCGGAGAGGCCAAUGGGAAAUUGCGCCAAAUAACUGAGCGCGUGACGUCGGAUUUGAUUGAGACUUUCACCACCCGGGUGUCGCUUACGAUUUCUACGAGGGUUCGAAGUAAGGACAAAUGAUCUUGUAUGGAAUGUAAUAAAUAAAUGAU
Molecule: messenger RNA, 1219 nt
Organism: Toxorhynchites rutilus septentrionalis
Lineage: Eukaryota; Metazoa; Arthropoda; Insecta; Diptera; Culicidae
Product: GTPase Era, mitochondrial
Exons: 2
Coding region: 84-1190 (368 amino acids)
Biological process (GO): ribosomal small subunit assembly
Cellular component (GO): mitochondrial matrix
Molecular function (GO): ribosomal small subunit binding; rRNA binding; GTP binding
Source: RefSeq, a predicted model, not a curated record